AUGAUCCCGCAGCACUGAGCAUGCGGAACAGCACGGUAAAAGCAGUUUCACUGGUCCGUCAGUGGUCACCUGCUCCUACACGAAGGACUCAGACUCUGGUUAGUAGCGCGGCAAAGAUGAAGAAGGACGGUUUGAUAGACUUCCAAGCAGCACAUCCGUGGUACCAACUUCCAGGUGGAGUAGCGUUUCCGGAUGGGCGCAAGGGCGCUAACGAUAGAGAGAGACCUAUGUUCCGGUCUAUCUGAAGGAGUCCUCUUGUGUUGUAAGUGGUUUAUUAUUUUUGUUCAAUUCUUCCUUAGCGGAAUUAGGACUUUCUUGAUUGCGAUGUCAGAGUCUCAUUGCGCGGCCGUAGACGUACAUGCUCGUACUAUCAUGCUAAAUGGAGGAAUCAAUGCCUGUCUGAGAAUUCGAUCUAUCUCAGGUUGUUGUGCUUUUUCCUCUGUCCUUAAAAACAUCUUCAUGUCUGUCAAGUCCGUGUAUUAUCUAUGUUCAUACAUUGGAAGCUAACGCUGUAC
This is a messenger RNA of Amoebophrya sp. A25, 515 nucleotides long. NCBI's taxonomy places the organism in Eukaryota, Dinophyceae, Syndiniales, Amoebophryaceae. The record is from the annotation of a GenBank genome assembly.